AUGCGCGCCCCGCCCACUCCCCUCUUUCUGAGUCUCCUUGCCUUGUUUUCGAUUUCCGCGCUCGGUGCGCCGAGCUCCAUCGCCGCUACGAGCAGACCUCUACCCACCGCCUCAUCCUCUUCCCUGUCUCCCAUCGACGUUCUCGAGGCAAGUCACAGGGGGGCCAAGAAGAGAGAAGUCAUCAAAAGAGCCCAGCUGGCUCCGGGCUUCACUUGGGGUACAGAUCCCAUGCGAGGGGUCAACAUUGGCGGCUGGCUGGUACUUGAACCAUGGAUAACGCCUUCCUUAUUCGAAAAUAAACCAGAUUGGGUGGUAGACGAGUGGACGUAUGGCGAAUACAUGAAGACGCAGAAUAACACGAUGGACGAGAUCAGAAGCCACUGGAACAACUGGUUCAAGUAUGCCGAAUUGGAAGAUAUAGCAGCAUCAGGAUUGAAUACCAUACGGAUCCAGAUAGGCUGUAUGUCUGCUGGACGGGUGCUUGUCACAGGAGCUGAUAUGCCACAGACUGGUCAAGGCAUUCGCGACUCUCGUCAAUGGUUCUCCAAUACCACCAACCUUGACCGCACCUACUCUGCCCUGUCCGUCCUCACUUCUGAAUUCACCCAAUCCUUCUACAACUCUACAGUGGUCGCCAUCGAACUCAUCAACGAGCCUUUCCCUUACAAUGCGGCGGAGCUGGAUGUACUGAAGGGUUUUUAUCAAGGGGCGUAUGGGACGGUCAGGGGAGCGGACCAGAAGGCGGGUGGAGGAGGGAACGAUGUGGUUGUGGCCAUCGACGAGGGAUUUCAGGGGCUGACUACGUGGGAGUCCUUCAUGCAGGCGCCAGACUACCAAAACGUCGCUAUGGACACUCACAUAUACAUGAUGUUUGAUCUUGACCUCAUUGCAAUGGGGUAUACGGAGAGCCUGGACUGGUACUGUGGCCAAGCAAGCUUUUUGAACCGGUCAAACAAUGUUCAUUGGACGAUAGUGGGCGAGUUUGUCCCGGCGAACACGGACUGCGCUUACUGGCUGAACGGUCGAGGGCGUGGUGCCCGAUACGACAACACUCUCAAUACCUCAGCCUCCCUGGAAUACCCAGGCGACUGUUCAGCCAAAACAGGAGCCGACCCAAGCGGAUUCUCUGACGAAUACGUGCAAUAUCUGGCAAAGUCUUUCGAGGUCCAAACAUGGGUUUAUGAGCAAGCCAGCGGGUGGGUGAUGUGGACUUGGAAGACGGAACGAGCAGCAGAUUGGUCGAUGCAGACUGGCAUCACUUAUGGCUGGAUACCUACUCCGAUAUAUUCAAAACCUCACGGGUAA
Messenger RNA from Cryptococcus amylolentus CBS 6039, 1305 nucleotides. RefSeq lists its product as hypothetical. The transcript is spliced from 9 exons. Bases 1 to 1305 code for a protein of 434 amino acids. NCBI's taxonomy places the organism in Eukaryota, Fungi, Basidiomycota, Tremellomycetes, Tremellales, Cryptococcaceae. The record is from RefSeq and is a predicted model, not a curated record. Gene Ontology annotation, biological process: glucan catabolic process. Gene Ontology annotation, cellular component: cell surface; extracellular region. Gene Ontology annotation, molecular function: beta-glucosidase activity.